AUGGAGCAGAAAGACCCUCUCCGGAGGUGCUCCCGCUUUGGGCGCCGAGCGUGCCCUCUAAGCAGACGACAAGCCCUGGGAGCUGCGGGGAGAAGCAGAAGGGCAAAGCUCGACCGGGAGAUCACAUACCGCUGCUCAUUUAGGUAUUGUUUGACAAAACAGUUUUCUCCUUUGGAGCAAGUGAGAUUCAGAUCCGUUGGACGCGCUCGAGAUCAAAAAGUUGUUGACAAUGCUGGGAGUGCUGCCUUUGACACAAAAACUGGGUUACGUGUGGCAGUGAAGAAGCUCUCCAGACCGUUUCAGUCCAUCAUUCAUGCCAAAAGGACCUACAGAGAACUGCGGUUACUUAAACAUAUGAAACAUGAAAAUGUGAUUGGUCUGUUGGAUGUUUUUACACCUGCAAGGUCUCUGGAGGAAUUCAAUGAUGUGUAUCUGGUGACCCAUCUCAUGGGAGCAGAUCUGAACAACAUUGUGAAAUGUCAAAAGCUUACGGAUGACCAUGUUCAGUUCCUUAUCUACCAGAUUCUCCGAGGUCUCAAGUAUAUACAUUCAGCUGACAUAAUUCACAGGGACCUGAAACCUAGUAAUCUAGCUGUGAAUGAAGACUGUGAGCUGAAGAUCUUGGAUUUUGGACUGGCUCGACAUACAGAUGAUGAAAUGACAGGCUAUGUGGCCACUAGGUGGUACAGGGCUCCUGAGAUCAUGCUGAACUGGAUGCAUUACAACCAGACAGUUGAUAUUUGGUCAGUGGGAUGCAUAAUGGCCGAGCUGUUGACUGGAAGAACGUUGUUUCCUGGUACAGACCAUAUUGAUCAGUUGAAGCUCAUUUUAAGACUCGUUGGAACCCCAGGGGCUGAUCUUUUGAAGAAAAUCUCCUCAGAGUCUGCAAGAAACUACAUUCAGUCUUUGACCCAGAUGCCGAAAAUGAACUUUGCAAAUGUAUUUAUUGGUGCCAAUCCCUUGGCGGUGGACUUGCUGGAGAAGAUGCUUGUACUGGACUCAGACAAGAGAAUCACAGCGGCCCAAGCACUUGCACACGCCUACUUUGCCCAGUACCAUGAUCCUGAUGAUGAACCAGUGGCUGAUCCUUAUGAUCAGUCCUUUGAAAGCAGGGACCUCCUUAUAGAUGAAUGGAAGAGCCUGACCUACGAUGAAGUCAUCAGCUUUGUGCCCCCACCCCUUGACCAAGAAGAGAUGGAAUCCUGAGCACCUGGUUUCUGUUUUGUUGAUCCCACUUCACUGUGAGGGGAAGGCCUUUUCAUGGGAACUCUCCAAAUAUCAUUCAAGUGCCUCUUGUUGCAAAGAUUUCCUCCAUGGUGGAAGGGGUGUGUGUGUGCGUGCGUGUGUGUGUGUGUGUGUGUACGUGUGUGUGCGUGUG
Messenger RNA from Puma concolor (puma), 1378 nucleotides. NCBI's taxonomy places the organism in Eukaryota, Metazoa, Chordata, Mammalia, Carnivora, Felidae. The record is from RefSeq and is a predicted model, not a curated record.